Branchiostoma floridae (Florida lancelet) is the source of this 5669-nucleotide messenger RNA. RefSeq lists its product as uncharacterized. NCBI's taxonomy places the organism in Eukaryota, Metazoa, Chordata, Leptocardii, Amphioxiformes, Branchiostomatidae. The transcript is spliced from 26 exons. Bases 68 to 4912 code for a protein of 1614 amino acids. Gene Ontology annotation, cellular component: extracellular matrix. The record is from RefSeq and is a predicted model, not a curated record.
UGUUUCCAUGACAACAGGGACGACCUUGUAGACCGGCCUGUUGGACUGGUGACGAGAGCGCCCCAUCAUGGCGUCCACGAGCGCCACCAUGCGGAGGAUGUUUGUGCUGCUGCUGGUGAUCAUUAUUGUAGAUUUUCGGGCUGAGGCUUUUUUGUUUUUCCGGCCCAGACCCAAACCUAACCAUGGAUCAACUCAAGAGGUACAAGGACAUGGACAAGGUGGGGACGGAGGAGUGCAAUCAGGUUGUCAGAUUCGCAGCACGGACACCCACUACCGGUACCGCUGGGAUCUGCCGAGGUUGACAGGACACCGGUUCACUUUUGAGGUGAAGGCGACCAAUGACGUCCAUGUGGCGUUGUCAUCCCAAAAUCAGGACCUGGCGAACAUGUAUGAAAUCGUCAUCGGUGGCUGGAGUAACAGAAAGUCUGCCAUACGCCGCCGCAAGCAAGGCACCAACCGUGGUACGACCUGGACAUCUGGAAUCAACUCCAAGACAGAGUACAGAAAGUUCUGGAUCACCUGGUCCCCAGACGGAACCAUUGCUGUUGGGAGGGGUGGCGAAACCCAGUCGUUCAUGCAGUGGACAGACCCCGACCCCCUGCCCAUCAACUAUGCCGGAUAUACCACUGGGUGGGGGAGUACUGGACUUUGGAGGUUCUGCCCCAAUGCAGGUGGGGACGGGGGAACCACUACGACAAAUACACGCUACAGAGUGUACAACGAAGCGAAGACAUACUCCGAGGCCCAGAGGCGGUGCCAACAGGACGGCGGACAUCUUGCUGAUUUGAAAACACCUGCCAUCGCUGCCGCUGUUUCAAGACUGGUGGACAGUAGGAAUGGCUAUUGGAUCGGUCUGAAUGACAUUAACCAUGAGGGUGGCUGGCACUGGUCUGACGGUGUACCGUUGAGCAGUUGUAGCUACAAGAACUGGUACCCUGGGGAACCCAACAACAGAGGUAACGAAGACUGUGUCCACCUGUUACCCAACGAAGGUUUGAGGUGGAACGAUAAUAGCUGCAAUGCGAGAAAAUACUUCAUCUGUCAAACAGGAGACAGUCAGAACGCCGGGUGCGAUGGAAAUCCUCCAGAACCUAUCAACCAUGUAUGCCUGGGUCAGCUGUCGUGUCAGACACCAUCACCGGGUACGUGCUUGGCAUGGGGUGAUCCUCACUACAUGACGUUCGACAACCGUCGUCACGACUUCCAAGGAACGUGCAAGUACGUCCUAGUGCGCCACGCCGACUUCACGGUGGCAGUCCGUAACGUCCACCGUCCCGGUCAUAGCCAGCGGGUGACCUUCUGCGACCGUGUGGAGGUGACCGUGUACGGGUACAAGAUCCAGAUUCGCAGCGGGGACGGGAGAGAGGUCCUGGUGAACGGAUACCGCCGAAGCCUCCCUGUCUGCCUGAACCGCAAGGUCUACAUCUCCAUCAGCGGUUUGAAUGUGCUGAUCGAGACUGACCGCUGCUUCUCACUCACGUACGACGGGAACCACAAAGUGGAGAUCAACGUUCCCGCCUCCUACAAAGGAAAGCUGAGUGGAAUGUGCGGAAACUACAACGGCCAGCCGAACGACGACAACCUCUUCCCUGGAGGACAGGUCGCUUCCACCUCCCUUCUGUACGGCAACAGUUGGAUCGCUCCUGAUGACGACACCUGCCCGGACACAACACCUCAGGACAAUUUUGACUCUAACGACAUCCCCCCGGGUGAUCGGCAGAUAUACCUGCAUCCGAGCAAGUGUGGACUGCUUAAUGCUGUAAACGGACCGUUUAGGACUUGUCACUCCAUCGUGAGUCCGUCGGAGUUCGUCGAGACGUGCGUGUUCGACAUGGCGGCGUACCGGGGCGACCAGCUGGUGCUGUGUCAGAACUUACAGGCGUACGCUGACGCAUGCGUGUCAGCGGGAGGGAAACCAAAACAGUGGAGGAGGAGCGGCUUCUGUGCGGUGCCGUGUCCACCUCACAGUCACUACUCCCAGUGUGCCACUCCCUGUCCCCGCACAUGCGCAGACUCCGGUCCGAGGCCCUGUACGAAGAACUGCGUGGAGUCGUGUGUCUGUGAUAACGGUUAUGUGCUCAGCGGUGCCCACUGCGUGCCUUUAAGCAGCUGUGGGUGCUCUAAGGACGGAAAUCUCUAUGAGAAAAACGAAGUCUGGAAAUCAGGAAACGAGAUUUGUACAUGUCUGCCAACCAGACGUAUACAGUGUGAGCAGCAGACAGGUGGAGAAGUUCCCGUUGAAAUUGGCGGAACGGGCUGGGGCACAGUAGAAGGGUCUUUGUCGUUCGUGUCCAUCGGAUUUUGCGGCGUUUGGGGCGUGAACUCCGCCGGAGUGGUCUACUACCGAGUGGGCACGUACGGCAACGAGCGGGUCCCCGGGACGGGGUGGCUGACAGUAACCGGCGCCGUCAGGCUUGUGCAGAUCAGUUCCGGCCAGGGCAUCGUGUGGGGCGUUACCGCUAGGUACAGGGUCUAUGUGCGAAUCGGUAUCACGGCCCAGCGUCCACAGGGCACACGUUGGACACAGAUCAGGGGCAGGGCCCUGAAGUCAGUCUGCGUGUCAGGAAACUACGUCUGGGGAGCUACAACUACCGGUACAGUCUACUACAGGACUGGGGUAACCGCAGCAAGGCAAUCAGGUACGGGGUGGGCGCAGGUGAGAGGAUCACCAAUACGCGGCCUUUCGUACGUAUCAAUCGGGCACUGUGGGGUGUGGGGAGUGACAUCUAGCGGCACGAUCUGGUACCGCAGCGGCACGUAUGGAGGCACAGGCUCCGUUGGAACAGGCUGGGUCCAGGUCACGGGCUCCCUGGUCAGCAUCAGCGUGGGGUACAACGUGGUGUGGGGAGUGAGUGCCAUUGGACAAGUCUUCAUCAGAGUCGGAAUAACGGCCGAAACGCCACAGGGAACAGCUUGGCUAUUGGUCGGGGGAAGCCUCACACAGAUCUACGUCAGUUCGUCGUCCAACCGCGUGUGGGGAUGUGGACUGGGUCGUCACAUCUACCUCCGUGUAGGAAUUACAUGGAGCCAAGAACCUGAGGAUAUUCCCGCGCCCACCUGCCACUCAAAAGCGGACAUCCAUGUCCUAGUGGACGGAUCUAAGAGUGUGAAGACACGGAACUUCCCCUCAGUACGGCAGUUCAUCCUGAAACUGGCGGCAGGGUUCGAGAUAGGACCCAACAAGGCUAGAAUCGGCGUGUACCAGUUCGCCAGGGACAUGCAAACGGAGUUCAAGAUGAACCAGUACAACAAUAGAGAGGCCUUGCUGGAUGCCAUCAAGAGGAUUGAGUACAUGAAUAAAUAUCACACGAGAACCGGAAAAUCUCUAGAGGCUGUUUACGACGAGUUCACCCAAGCUAAUGGUGCCAGGGAUGGUGUGGAAAAGAUCAUCAUCUUAAUAACAGACGGGAAGGCCACCGACCAAGUGAGAGCGCCUGCGCAGUACGUGAAAAACAAGGGUGCGCACGUGUUCACUGUGGGCGUGGCCAAGUACAAAAUGUCUGAACUUAAGCUCAUCGCGUCGAAUGACGACUACGUGGCCACUGCUGAUGAUUUUGACGACUUGGACCGGAUCAGAGACAAAGUGCUGGAAGUCGUCUGUCACGCUGACAAGUGCAGUCGUAACAUUGGAGCCGAGGUGGAGAACGGUCUGCAGUACCUGAAGGGAACGGCAGAGGAGCUGAUGGACGAACUGGAGGGACGUAAGAACCUGGGUCUGGAAACAGCACAGACGGAGACUGGAGAGGAUGCUGCUAUGCAGCUCAGAGAGAUGUUAGAUUCCAUGUCCGACCUGACGAACGAUGCCAUCGAGGCUGGCGAAGAAGCCACCAAGAGUGUGUCACUCGUCCUCAACAAGAUCGACCGACAACUGCAGGACAUCCGGGACCUCACGGACAUCCGGGACCCGUCGGACAUCCGGGACCUCUCCAACAUCCAGGACAUUCCAGAGUCUGCUGAGUACGAGGAAUCAAUGGACCUUCACGACCCUCAGCCUGACAGGAUGGAGGAAAUCCGGAACGUUCUCGAGGCAGAUCUAGACAUGCUGGAGGAAAUCCGGAACCUUCAAGUUGACGUAUUGGAGGAAAACGAGGGCCUUGAACUUGACGGCUUGGAGGAAAGAGAAGGCGUCGACCUUGACGGACUGGAUGAAGACGAUGGCCUUAAACACGACAGACUGGAGGAAGAUGAAAGCCUCAAAUCUGACGGACCGGAGAUAGAUGAAGGCCUCGAACUUGACGGACUGGGGGAAGACGAGGGCUUCGAACUUGACGGACUGAAGGAAGAUGAAGGCCUCGAACCUGACGGACUGGAAGAAGACGAGGGUCUUGAACUUGACGGACUGGAGGAAGACGAGGGUCUUGAAACUGAUGGACUGGGGGAAGACGAGGGCUUCGAACUUGACGGACUGAAGGAAGAUGAAGGCCUCGAACCUGACGGACUGGAAGAAGACGAGGGCCCUGGACCUGACGGACUGGAGGAAGACGAGGGCCUAGGACCUGAUGGACUGGAGGAAGACGAGGGCCCUGGACCUGACGGACUGGAGGAAGACGAGGGCCCUGAACCUGACGGACUGGAGGAAGACGAGGGCCCUGGACCUGACGGACUGGAGGAAGACGAGGGCCCUGGACCUGACGGACUGGAGGAAUACGAGGGCCUAGGACCUGACGGACUGGAAGAAGACGAGGGCCCUGGACCUGACGGACUGGAGGAAUACGAGGUCCCUGGACCUGACGGACUGGAGGAAGACGAGGGCCCUGGACCUGACGGACUGGAGGAAGACGAGGGCCCUGGACCUGACGGACUGGAGGAAGACGAGGGCCCUGGACCUGACGGACUGGAGGAAGACGAGGGCCCUGGACCUGACGGACUGGAGGACGUGCUGAGGGAGAUUGAGAAGAUCAUCGACGAAUGAUUGACACCUGACAUCCAUUUAAACAUUGUCUUUACGCAGUGCAUACGCAGUCAUAGUGCUGUACUUUUUUUGUUUUAGUGUUAGAGAUAAAAGUAUAGAACAUUCUAAGUAGCGCAGUUAGCUUUAUGUCAUAGAAUAUAUGCAUUGAUACCGGUUUUCAAGCUGAAGUAGGAUAUAUCUAUGUGGUUCAUGCUAAUUGCCUCCAUGAAAUGUCAUGGAGGCCAUAUUUUACCCUGCAUUUGUGUGUGAACAAGAUAAUUCAGUGGAUUGGUUUCAUAUUUGGUGUGUUGGUAGGGUGUGACGAAAGCUGGAAAUGAUUAGUUUUGGCCCACCUAGCGGCUUUCCCUGUUUUAGAUACGAUUGGAAUCAUUGAAUGUUAUGGGUCCUUAAAUUCUUUGACUGCUUCAAACACGAAGAUGCUAGAUAAUAGAACCAGUACAAUUUUCAAAAAUUCCCACCUAUUUCGUUGCUAGUUUUUUUUUCAUAAACAUGUAAUAGUGAACCAUUCCUCAACACACAAUUUGAUACUUUGCUACUUGAAAUUACAUGUAAUAAGCUUGUUCAAACAUUCCGAUGGAAUGCUGGGAUUAAGGUUAAUUAUUUGGUGUAAUAGAAUUAUUACAUGGUAAUGCAAGUUAACGAUAUGGCAUAAAUGUUAUACACAAAUAGAGGUGAGAGAAUGUUACGAAGUGAACGCAAUUGGCGGCUACCUUUUUUUUUACUGUCUUUUAUAGGUCAAUUUGGCAUCGCUAAUGCA